Messenger RNA from Pecten maximus, 4272 nucleotides. RefSeq names its product 5'-AMP-activated protein kinase subunit beta-2-like. Lineage: Eukaryota; Metazoa; Mollusca; Bivalvia; Pectinida; Pectinidae. The transcript has 7 exons. Gene Ontology annotation, molecular function: protein kinase binding. The coding region runs from base 365 to 1141 and encodes 258 amino acids. Gene Ontology annotation, cellular component: nucleus; cytoplasm; nucleotide-activated protein kinase complex. Gene Ontology annotation, biological process: signal transduction. The record is from RefSeq and is a predicted model, not a curated record.
CUCCAUGUUUGUUUACCUUUGCAGACCGUUUCGUUCACCUCGCGAAUCACUAAUUGAUAUAUGUUUGACCGGAAUGGAAGUCAGAGGCAGAAUGACAUAGUUUAGUUUAAAACAUUAUACUUUUCAAGUAGGGGAUAAUUGUAUUUUUCUUUUGAUUGAUGUCGGCUUGUUUCGAGGUGUAGUCCGCGCACAUGCUGUUUAGAUGAACCUGACGAGCUGGCGAAAUCGAAACGUCAUUUGCCUACAUCUAUUGACCGAUUAUUUUCUUCCUCAUAGCUACUUAUUUUAGUUCGCUGAAUACUUCUACUUGACAUCUUACUGUUUGAACUGCACCAGUCGAUCCCUUUAUAAAUUCUCUGAAGAUAUGGGAAAUACGACUCCAAAGGGUCGCCAUGCGUCUGGAGAUGAUAUGGGGCCAUCUUUAACAGCUGGUCGGUAUCUGAACGAUUCCGGAUCGUUCGACCCUCCAGAUGUCCUUCCACCAAACUUUCGGAGAGCCAGAGCUGCCACCACACAAAGUCAGGGUGACCCUGAAAACCUUAAGGAGAAGUUAUUACCUACAGUGUUCAAAUGGGAGGGAGGUGGCAAGGAAGUGUACAUUUCAGGCUCAUUCAACCAGUGGCGACAAAAGAUACCACUUGCCAAAAGCCAUGGUGAUUUUUUUGCAAUUGUGAAUAUAGAGGAAGGAGAUCAUCAAUAUAAGUUUUUUGUUGAUGGUCAGUGGGUGCACAAUCCUAACGAGCCUACUGUAGAAAAUACUGUUGGUACCUUGAAUAAUGUAGUCAACGUGAAAAAAUCUGACUUUGAAGUGUUUGAAGCAUUAGCACUGGAUAGUAAAAAUACCAACAGUGCCAAACGACAUGACAUAAGUGGUCCACAAAAUGAAUAUGGACAGGAAGUCCCCCCAAGACGGCCGGGAGAAAAACACAGUGGGCCCCCAAUACUACCUCCUCAUUUGCUCCAGGUGAUACUCAACAAGGACACACCGGCUCAUUGUGAGCCCACCCUGCUGCCUGAACCCAACCAUGUGAUGUUAAACCAUCUUUAUGCAUUAUCAAUAAAGGAUGGUGUGAUGGUGCUAAGUGGUACCCAUAGAUUCAGGAAAAAGUAUGUGACUACUCUACUAUACAAACCAAUCUAGCUUCUGUGUUUAAUUAAUUGUAUCUGAAUCUUGUCAGAUUGACAGCUGUUUUAGGAAUAUUUUAUAAACCAAGGAAUCGAAGAGGAUGAGAACCGAUGUGGUGGUCAUUGUCUAGUUGCCACAACUAGACGUUCUGUAUAUAGCUUAGACCAAGUAAACUUGAAUGCUAGUUGUGCAAAUAUAUAAUAUUUGAGUGUGUGUAUGACGGGGAGAGAUUGUAAGCUUGAGUAAGAAUUUGGAAAGAAAGUUGUAGUUUUGUUUUAUGUAUGAUUGUGAUAUAUGUAUAUAUAAGGGUUGUAAAUUGUAAAUAUUUAGAUGUCAACAACAGACUUACUGAAUCAACUAGACUUUGUUUUUAUCUGACACAAAGUGACAGUCAUAUCAGAAUUAUAGGGUGUAGAAAUGUCACGGAUGUACUGACAGAUGACACAGGGUGCAUACAAUCUGGAAAUGUCCUUGAACUUUGCUCUGUGGCCUUGAAAAGCCUUGAAUCCUGGCCUGUGACCUUGGGGAGUCCUUGAAUUUGGCUAUAUAUAUGGCCUUGAAAAGUUUUGAAUCCUUGGCUUUGACAUCAAGUAGUCCUUGAACUUUGCUAUAUGGCCUUGAAAAGUUUUGAAUUCUGACCUAUGACCUUGGGAAGUCCUUGAAUUUAUUAUAUUGCCUUAAAAAGUUUUGAAUCCUGACCUGUGACCUUGAGGAGUCCUUGAAUAUACGAUUAAGUGUGUUAUAUAUUUAAUUAUGCAGAGAUGUGAAUAUUGAAAAAUAUACUUUCAAUCAAAUUUUUUUAAGAAUUAUUAUUUGUUGAGUAGGUGCACAACCAGAUAGAAAGUAAAUUGCAUUUUGUUUCUCUAAUUAAUAGUCCACAGUAAAAUUGUCAAACAUUGAAAUCAUGCAUGAAAAAUGGAAUCCAUUGGAUUUUCAAAAAUAGUUGUAAAAUGUAUUUUAUUUUGCAUGAAAAGUUCCCUAAAAAAUUAAAUUAGGACUUUGAAUGGCUUUGGAUUUGGUGUGACCAGAUUAGUAUGUACCCUGUGAUUGAGCCACACCAGGUGUCGGUCAUGUUUAAAGCUUCCUUUUUACAAGGAUUGGCUGUAAAGGAAGAAAAUGUCAUUGUAACACUUAACACACAAGUCCUGUAAUAAUUUAAUGUGAUAAGAAGUUAAUUCUACGAUGAAGAGAUAUGUUCGUACAUACUUGUUCAGUAAGUGCUGUCAUUCUGUGUUUGAACCAACAGAUGUUUAAAGGUACAUUGUUGUAAAGUGCUAAGAUAAAAUUAUAUUUACCAACCAAAGUUCUGUUUUAAUUUGUUCAAGCUGAAAUACUGUGAUAGAAGUAGAAACUCCCACGAGGUCUGUGUAAUGUUUUUAAAACUUACUUUACUCUUUGGCAGGCUUUGAUUAGACCAGAUUUUUAUGGUAAUUAUUCUAUUUAGAUAUUUACACUCACAAACAAAACAGAAUUAACCAAUCGUGCAAUAGCUUGAAAUUUUGUAUCAACAUCCAUAUGUUCAUCCUUCUUUUGAUUUUCUGAAAAUAAUCUUUUCUGUAUUCACAAGACUUGUAAAGCCAUUAUGUACCCGAUCAUCUGUUUACACUAAGACUUAACAUACCAGAUGGAUAGUGUUCAGUCUUGGUAAAGUUUCCAACACUAGUUUGGGUGGUAAUGAUAGUGGAGGGCCUUGCUGACAUGUGUAUUAUUUUAUCAAAUUAAAGUUCCUAAAUUCAUUGCAAUUUUCAAAUAUGCUAGAAUUCAACGACGUAAUCUUUAGAUUUGUUAAUUAUGAUUAUGAUUCUAUAAUUUGGACUGGUGAUAAUAUUGAAGAGUCAGUCAUCUGUAUUCCAAUGUACCUGUAUCUCAAAUUCCAAAUUCCAGUAUCAUGUAUUCCAGAUACCUGUAUUUUGUGUUUCAGAUACCUGUAUUUUGUGUUAUCGAUACCUGUUUCUAGCAUCUCAGAUACCUGUAUUUUGUGUUAUCGAUACCUGUUUCUAGCAUCUCAGAUACCUGUAUUUUGUGUUACUGAUACAUGUACCUGUAUUUUGUUUCCCAAAUACCUGUAGUUUGUGUUCAUGUACAUGUAUCUCAUGUCCCAGGUACCUGUAUUUUGUGUCCCAGGUACAUGUACCUGUAUUUUGUGAUACUGGUACCUGUAUUUUGCGAUACUGAUACAUGUGUCUUGUGUCCCAGGUACCUGAAUUUUGUGUUAAUGAUACCUGUAUCUCGUGUCCCAGGUACAUGUACCUGUAUUUUGUGAUACUGAUACCUGUACUUUGUGAUACUGAUACCUGUAUUUUGUGAUACUGAUACCUGUAUCUUGUGUCCCAGGUACCAUUAUUUUGUGAUACUGAUACCUGUAUCUUGUGUCUCAGAUACCUGUAUUUUGUGAUACUGAUACCUGUAUCUUGUGUCUCAGAUACCUGUAUUUUGUGAUACUGAUACCUGUAUCUCGUGUCCCAGGUACCUGUAUUUUGUGGUCGAGAUACCUGUGUGGACACCUGUAUUUUGUGAUACUGAUACCUGUAUCUUGUGUCUCAGAUACCUGUAUUUUGUGUGAUACUGAUACCUGUAUCUUGUGUCUCAGAUACCUGUAUUUUGUGGUCGAGAUACCUGUGUUUUUUUCUAUGUCUUGUUCUAUAUUGUCUCCUCUUUUGAUUUUUAAUGUGUCAAGUCUCAGUAUUAUGUGAAAGAGAUGAAACAAAAUAUGAUGCAUGUACCAGAAUAUUUGAUUAACAUUGAUUGAAUAACGAUUUCAAAUAUUUAUUUUUUGUUCUGAUUCGAUCAACAGCAUAUUCUUGCUAUAUAUUAAUUACGGUAGUUUUAAAUGAUAUUUGUCUUUUCCUCACUUGAACAAUUACCGGUAUAUGAGUUACUGCUACAGUGCUAUUGUUAAACACUGACUGGCACUGAUUGGUAACACUUGCAUUUGGUACACAAUAGGGCGUUUGUAAUAGUUGUAUAGUUAUGUCAGUCUGUAUAUAUUUACUCCAGAUUCAAGCUCUUUCAUAUGUAGUACAAUUGUGAUAGUAGAGAGAUGACAUCAUUGUAACCGUGACAACCAGUGCUUGUGUCUGAUUUUUGUUUGCCAAGAUGGUUUUAUGCCUUAUAAUUGUGAUUGGCAUUAAAUCUGUUGAUUUUUA